Drosophila busckii is the source of this 2108-nucleotide messenger RNA. It is a transcript of the gene santa-maria, whose product is annotated as protein peste. Gene Ontology annotation, cellular component: membrane; cytoplasm. NCBI's taxonomy places the organism in Eukaryota, Metazoa, Arthropoda, Insecta, Diptera, Drosophilidae. The record is from RefSeq and is a predicted model, not a curated record. The transcript is spliced from 5 exons. Gene Ontology annotation, molecular function: scavenger receptor activity. The coding region runs from base 177 to 1844 and encodes 555 amino acids.
UCCCCACAGUCAUAUUCUAGCUGCGGCAAGUAACGGUACAUGCGGGCGCUUAUUGUUUGACUUUGAGUACAGUUUGAGAGGCGCGCUUGUGUUGCUGUCGCGUUUGCGUUUGGUCCUGCGACUAAAAAUAUAUAAACCCCAUAAAUAGACUGAAACCUUGAAAUAUUUUUAACAAGAUGCCCGCUCAGAAGAAAUCCAUUUGGCGCACGGGCUGCAAUCGUGGAUACAUCACAUGCAUCUCUGGAUUUCUGCUGACCGUGCUGGGCAUUUACUGCGGCAUGUUCUGGGAGGAUAUAUUCAAUUGGAUCAAGCAUAAGGAAAUGGCAUUAGCGCCAGAGACACGCGCCUAUUACAAUUGGAAGACGCCGCCCAUUGACUUGCAUUUGGAUAUUUAUCUGUACAACUGGACAAAUCCCGAGGAGUUCUAUGGCAACUCAAGCAGCAAGCCAGUUUUAGAGCAACUGGGUCCCUAUCGCUUUGUGGAUCGUCCGGACAAGGUCAACAUAAGCUGGCAUCCGGAUAAUAAUACAGUUACAUAUAAGCGACGCAACUUUUACUAUUUCGAUGCAGCAGGUAGCGCUGGCAGCUUGGAUGACGUCAUUGUUACACUUAAUGCUGUGGCUUUGUCCGCUGCUGCGACGGCAAAGCAGUGGAACAGCAUGCGUCGCAGCAUGGUCGAUGUGGGUUUGAAGCUCUAUGGCCAGCAGAUGUCCGUAGUCAAAACUGUCGAUGAGAUACUCUUCACUGGCUACAGCGAUGCAAUGAUCGAUAUGGCCAUAGCCAUGCCCUCGGGCAUGUUUGGCGAUGAGAUCAAUGUGCCGUUUGAUAAGUUUGGCUGGUUCUACACACGCAAUGGCAGCGCUGAUCUGACGGGCGUCUUUAAUGUCUUUACGGGCGCUGAUGAGAUCAGCAAACUGGGACAAAUGCACAGCUGGAACUAUAAGACGCAUACGGGUUUCUUUGAAUCCGAUUGUGGUUUGGUUGGCGGCUCUGCCGGCGAGUUUCAGCCACCGCAAGCGCAGCCCGGCGGCAGUGUCAGUCUCUUUACGGCGGAUUUGUGUCGCAGCUUGCCUUUGGACUAUGUGGAAACUGUGCAGAUUGAGGGACUGAAGGGCUACAAAUUUGCUGGCGGCCCACGCUCCGUGGAUAAUGGCACACUUUUCCCCGAGAAUCUUUGCUAUUGCGGCGGCGAGUGCUCGCCAUCUGGCAUUAUGAACAUUAGCGCCUGUCGCUUUGACUCACCUGUGUUCAUGUCCUAUCCACAUUUCUAUCAGGCAGAUCAGUUCUAUGUGGAUCAGGUAGAGGGACUGCAGCCAGAUCAGCAGGCACAUGAAUUCUAUAUGAUUGUGGCGCCAGAUACGGGCAUACCGCUGGAGGUGGCCGCACGUUUCCAGGUCAAUAUGCUGGUGGAGCCCAUCGAUGGCAUUAGCUUGUAUACGGAUAUACCGCGCAUAUUCUUUCCGCUGAUUUGGUUUGAGCAAAAGGUGCGCAUUACACCGGAGCUGGCGGAUCAGUUGAAACUGCUGCCCAUGGUGCUGUUGGGCGGGCACAUCUUUGCCGGCUUCUGCUUGGCUAUUGGACUCAUACUGCUCUGCUGGCUGCCAAUGAAGCUGCUGUUGUCGCUCUGUCGCAGCAGAGAGUACGAUGUGAAGAUGCAGCACAAGACCAAUGGACAGUACAAGAGUCGCGAUGACAGCAGCAGCGAGAAGUUGCCAGCGGAUAGCGAGAAGAUUGCGCCGGACAGUUCGCCACUGCUGGAUGAGGCACAGCGCAAGCUGCCAGUGCUCAUCAAUAGCCCCACCAAGGAUAGCGGAAUUAGCAUGCAGCUGAAGGAAACGCCCUAGGCAAACAGCUCAAUGCUCAUCCCGCUCCCCCCUUAGCCCGUAAGCCGUCCUAGUGCUUUAGCCUUUAGUCUCUAGUGUAGUCUCUUCUCCCUCUCAAUGUGUGUGUUUGAGCCAAAGAUUGUGAAAUUGCCUAAAUCUUAUGAAUACUCCUUAAUCAAAAAUUAAACUAUGUAAUGCUCUAGCUCGUAACGAAUUUUGUAUUGCAAAUGUUUGUUAGCCAUAAAGAAAACAAAUUUAUAUGUAUUUACUCUAAAUGAAUAAAAA